This is a messenger RNA of Nakaseomyces glabratus, 1773 nucleotides long. RefSeq names its product Tos7p (gene TOS7). Gene Ontology annotation, cellular component: cell division site; plasma membrane; growing cell tip. The record is from RefSeq and is a predicted model, not a curated record. Lineage: Eukaryota; Fungi; Ascomycota; Saccharomycetes; Saccharomycetales; Saccharomycetaceae.
AUGGCCGAACGUAAGAGGACGGUGAUGUUCCUCGUGGUGGGCCUACUGGCCUUCAUAUCAAUGGCCUUUUUCAUCAUUGCUUCCGUGACCGCGCCAGCUUUCCACCAGAUAGGUCUCGCUAAGAGCAAUGGUUUCACAUACGGAACCCUGGGUUACUGCCAAGAUGGUUGUUCUCGCGCGUCUGCUUCAUACCAUCCAGAGACCCUCGACGACGACGAAAACACCAAAUGGUUUCUGCCUCAGAGCAGCAGGGCCAAGCUGUCACGCAUACUGAUCGUGGCACCAGUCGCCGCCGGGCUGAACUUCUUCACAUUUGCCUCAGCUUUAGUGCUGUUCGCACUCCCGGACAUCAACAUCGGUGCUUUGUUCUUCGUGAACUUGACUCUCUCAGUGCUUACAUUCUUUGCCUCUGCGCUGGUAUGUGUAGUCGAUAUAAUACAGUUUUACCCACACGUCACCUGGUGUGCGUGGAUACUUGUGCCCGCUGCUGUGUUUGCCCUGAUGAACAUUCCUUUGUUCAUCCUGGCACACGUAUCGCAAGCUAAGGAGCCCCUCUACGAUGAGGACUCGGAGAAGCCGCUCACCAGGCUGGUCGCUGAUGAGUUUGACGGUAUCGAGGACGACAUCGACCUGAGGAAAUACAACAACGAUCUGGACGAGAAGCUCGGGUUCCACUACAUGCAAAACGCAGUGAACAACUCUACCGCUACGGUGCUCCCAGACCCUGAAAAGGUUCGCACAAACGGAAGCUCCAGCCAGUACAACACCUCUGCCUCUUCAUACUCAGAGAAGUACGAGGACAGACUACUUGAAAAUGAGUUGGCCGAUGAAACUAGAGAUGAACUAGGUCACGAGGCGUUCUCCGCCAUCGACAGUCAAGGUGGCAGACUCAAACACUCAAGAAACAGCCAACAGUUCUCUGUGCACACCUCUUCUCACACACCAUCUCUGGAUUCUUCUGUUUACUCGCAGCAAAACUUGGAAAACUUGAGGAAAUCAGCAACACCAUUCAUUGUAAACAACGGUGACCAACCACAAAUAUUACAAGAUAUUCUAAAGCAAGAUCAAAUUCAGGGAAGCAAAUAUAACGGUCAGAACUACCCUGCUCUACACAAACAACCACAGCAAUUGACAGUACAAGGCAUUGAUGACAACAGAUCUGAUAUCACCUCUGUAUCAAGGCGUGGAGUGGACCCAGAACAUAUUAAAUACUAUGAUAAUGGAAAUCAUUUGAAUGCUAAGGAAUCUCUACGGCAACCAAACCUCCAUCCUGGCCAACAGAAGGCUGUUCCAUAUCCAGUCAGUAACUAUUCUAUGGAUAGAAACACGAACCAGCACCCAAAUAUGAAUGGUAGACCCAAUGGACCUCCAGCUCCAAUGACACAGAUAGGCCCCGGUAUGAGAGCCCCUAACAACAUGGCCCCAAGCGUCGGUCGUCAACCUAUGCCACAUCCUAUGCAUCAACAAAUGCAUCCAAUGCAGCGUGGUAUGCCACAACAAAUGCCACACCCAAUGCAGCGUGGUAUGCCACAACAAAUGCCGCAACAAAUGCCGCAUCUACCACACCCAAUGCAACACCCAAUGCAACAUCCAAUGCAACACCCAAUGCAACAUCCAAUGCAAUACCCAAUGCACCCACCUGUGCAACAAACUAUGCCCUACCAACCAAGGACAACGGCCGGCUUCCAACCGGCUUACAAGAAAAGAUUCAGAAAUAGAAACAACAUACCUACAUCAAGUUUAGCAGCAGAUGAUAUGCUUAACUUUAGGUAA